AGCGAAUCAGGCGAAAGAAAGCCGGAAGCAGAACCCUGUGAGAGGAACACAAAGCCCCCAAAGCUCUCUACUCUGAAGCUCUCAGUUUCUUAUCGGAAGGCUGUUCUCGCCGUUUUGAGCUCGGAAAGGUUUGGGAAUCCCGAGGCGCCGUGAACCCGGGGUUUAGGGUUUCGGAAACUUAGCCGGAUCUGUGGCCGAUCAGUGAGUUAGGGUUUUAGCGGAGAAUUUUACAAAAUAGUCCACUGCGAUUGCAUGCUUUGAGAGUUGGAGGAAGCAAUGGCGAGUUCGUAUCCUGGACCUGUUAGUGCUGUUCAGGUAGGGUCGUACUUUGUGGGACAGUACUACCAGGUUCUUCAGCAGCAACCCGAUCUUGUUCAUCAGUUUUAUUCUGAUGGCAGCACCAUGAUUCGUGUCGAUGGCGAUUCGACAGAAUCUGCUAAUGAAAUGCUGCAAAUUCAUACGCUCAUAUUGUCGCAGUAUUUUACUUCGAUUGAGAUCAAGACUAUCAAUUCCAUCAAUUCCUUGGGUGGAGGUGUUCUUGUGAUGGUUACCGGUUCUGUUAAGUCCAAGGAAUUCAAUGGGAGGAGGAAGUUUGUCCAGACCUUCUUUCUGGCUCCUCAGAAUAAAGGAUACUAUGUUCUCAAUGAUAUCUUCCAGUUUCUCGAGGAUGAGGUAGUUUUACAGCAUCCUGCAAACAUGAUAUCGGAGGGCCAAUUCGAUAUUCAACUAAAUGCUUCUAGCCCUCAUCGAGAACCGCCAGUUUCCGACUAUGUUCUGGAGGAAGAGGCCAGGGAGUAUGUGAACUCUGUCGACAUAGAAGACGAUCCAGUUGAUAAGUAUAGUCUGCCAGAGCAACAGGUACAGCAAGAAUUUGAGACUGAAGUGGUGGUGGAGGAAACUCCUCAAGAGGAGACCUAUGCCUCAUUUCAAAGUGCGGUGAACACUGUGCAAGACACUCCUGUUGUUUCUGUGGAGGAACCAGUGGGAGAACCUCAGAAGAAGACUUGGGCUUCUAUAUUGCGAGUUGCUAAGGGACCGUCAGCACCAGAAGUAACUCAACAACCCUCUUCUAGAAGUGUUCAAACUGCUCCAGAUUGGAAUCACAUCCCUCAGCCCCCUGUUGAACAAUCAAACUCUGCUUCAGACUGGAGUUACACACCUCAGCCCACUGUAGAAGCAGCAGAGGAGAGUUACAUGCCAGAGGAAGAAGGUGAAAUGAAAUCGGUGUACGUAAGAAACUUACCUCCUACAGUUACCGAAGGUGAAAUCGAGGAAGAGUUUAAGCACUUUGGUCAAAUAAUACCUGAUGGCGUCUUUGUUAGGGCUCGCAAGGAAAUUGGAGUCUGCUAUGCUUUUGUUGAAUUUGAAGACAUGGUUGGUGUUCACAAUGCCCUCAAGGCAUCUCCAAUUCAUUUGGCUGGAAGACAAGUGUACAUUGAGGAGCGAAGACCGAACAGCACCGGUGCUGCUCGAGGAAGAGGAAGGGGGAGAGGCAGAAGCAGUUACCCAAUUGAUGCCACAAGGGGGCGUUUUGGAGGUCGUAGUUCGGGCAGAGGUAGUUACCAGGAUAGUGGCGACUACAAUAGAGGGAGAGGCAAUGGCUUUUAUCAGCGUGGUACACGAUAAGUGGUUUUGGAAGUUCUGAAUCCACGCAAGGAAUAUAUCCAAGGAAAAGUUCCUCGAGGUGCGGAUUCCAGGUCCAAUGUUUUCCGCUAGAUGUUUCAUGAAAUGUAUUUGUACUUUUUCGAGUGUCAUUUUACAUGAGCUGAUAAGUUUAUGUGGACAAUUCAGUCUCCGUUUCUGGGUAUAUGUUUUCUCCCCCCCCCCCCCCCUUGGCUUGUUUUUAUCAUGCAAUUCAAGUGGGAAAUUUUGAGGCCAUUGAGGCCCCAAGUUGUGAGGGAAUAUGAUCAAGAUGUUUGUUUCAUGUUAUUCCAAGUUAUUCUAUAAGAAGCGUUUCUGAUUUUGAUA
This is a messenger RNA of Rosa rugosa (rugosa rose), 1968 nucleotides long. RefSeq names its product nuclear transport factor 2. Bases 277 to 1626 code for a protein of 449 amino acids. The record is from RefSeq and is a predicted model, not a curated record. Gene Ontology annotation, cellular component: ribonucleoprotein complex; cytosol. NCBI's taxonomy places the organism in Eukaryota, Viridiplantae, Streptophyta, Magnoliopsida, Rosales, Rosaceae. The transcript is spliced from 9 exons. Gene Ontology annotation, molecular function: mRNA binding.